UUUGAUUCGGACACAGGCGGAUGGCUCUUUUUUUGACGCCGCGUUAUUUCAUUCACUCCGGUGAAGUCGUUUAAGUAUUAUAUUUGAGUAAGUUUUAAAAGUACUUCAGUGAUGUUUGUUAUAAUCGGCAUAUAACGUUUCUGAGCAGAGUUUCUGUGAGAAACUGAGCAGUUGUUUGACGUUCGUCGAGUGUUUGUUUGAUUUCUGAAGCUCGCAGCGAGAUGACGGAGUUUAUCACCGAGCAAGCCCGAGAAUUCUGGGAGAACGUGGAUGUUGAGGAAGUGUUUGAUGACCUUCUGGACAGACUUAAUCAAUUAAGAUACUCCAUCACACACAACACUGCUACUGACAGAGAUUAUGUUCAGGCCAUGAAGAUCGUUCUGGAGUCGGAGCUCAGGAGCGAAGGCAUCCAGGAGGUGCUGAUUAAUGAAGAGAUCCUGAAGGUGACCGUAUCAGAGUCCCAGUGUUCUCCGGAGAACCCGAGGAACGGAGUGGAGACGGACAGCUCACGGCUCUGCAGGGACGGCGAGUCGAGCUCCGAUCACAGCCAGACGUCUGCAGCGGGUCGAGCCGAGCUUCUGCGCUCUCCUCUGAGCUUCUGCUCUGAAGAGCCCAGGUCUCCGGUGCAUCUGGUCUAUCAUCCUCACGACUGCAGCUGCGCAUGCGUCCCGCGGCUGGCCGACCACGCUGACCGCUUCCUGGGUCACAACCCUCUGAGAGCGCCCAUGCUGUGCUGCUUCCAGCGCCACUGCGAGCCGGACGCCUCGGACGCCGCCGUGCUUUAUAAAGCGCCGUGUGGACGGAGCCUGCGCUCGCUGGACGAGGUUCUGGAGUUCCUGCUGCAGUCGGAGAGCCUCGGCGUGCUGCAUCCGGACAACUUCAGCUUCGACCCGCAGGUCUCUCCAGAGAACCAGGCGCGAGCUCCGUCCUCGUCUGCGCCGCUGUUCGAGCGCGACCUCAGCCGCGGGAUCGAGCCGAUUCACGUCUCUCUGUUCAACGAGCUGGACGGGACUCGGCCCAAAGACUUCCGCUACAGGAAAGAGCGCUGGCCGCACGGCUGCUUCCUGAGCGCCGCUCCGCUCUUCACCGUGUGCUGCGACUGCACCGACGGCUGCGCAGACGCCCGGAGCUGCGCUUGCGUUCAGCAGACGCUCAGAAGAGCCGGAGAGCAGCAGGCGUACACACACCAGAGACUGAGAGCGCCCCUGAGAGCCGGGGUGUUGGAGUGCGGGCCGUGGUGCGGCUGUCCGAGGAGCCGCUGUCAGAACCGCGUGGUUCAGAAGGGUCUUCGCGUCCGGCUGCAGGUGUUUCGUACGAUGGACCGCGGCUGGGCCGUUCGCUGCAGAGACGACCUCGACAAGGGGACCUUCGUCUGCAUCUACGCAGGCGUGGUUCUCCGUCAGCAGCAGAGCGUGGAGGAGCCGACGGAUGGAGAGCCGGUCGUGUCUGAUGACGAGGUGGAGGUGGUGGAGGAGUGGACGCUGCCCUCAGGACCCACGGAGACGGUCAGCGAGCCGCUGGACUGCUCUCCACCGCUGUAUGUGCCCGUGAUCCAGAGACCCUCCGAUCAGAGUCCACUCGCUUCGCUCAAGGAUCAGCAGCAGCUGAGCGUCUCGUCUCUGGACUGCAGUGAGAACGGGACCGAGGCGUGUGAGGAGGUCGCCAGUAAGAAGCCCAGACUGACCGAAUCGAACGGACACGGCGUUGAGAUCAGCACACACUCGCUGCACAGACACACACACACACACACACACACACACGAGCAGCUCUACUACCUGGACGCUUCCAAAGAGGGCAACGUCGCCCGCUUCUUCAACCACAGCUGUGAGCCGAACCUCUUCGUCCAGAGCGUCUUCACGGACACACACGACCCUCAGUUCCCGCUCAUCGCCUUCUUCACGAGCAGGUCCGUUAAAGCAGGAACUGAACUGACCUGGAACAGGAAGUGAGCGUGAUCAUGUGACUCGUCUGAUUGAAACUCUGCUAAAGCUCCAGAGAAACCACGAAGGGUCCGUCUGGUUCAUACUGUAAUGACUGCAAAGACUUCAUUAAAAGUGUAAAAAUCA
Messenger RNA from Puntigrus tetrazona (Sumatra barb), 2066 nucleotides. It is a transcript of the gene setdb2, whose product is annotated as SET domain bifurcated histone lysine methyltransferase 2. Lineage: Eukaryota; Metazoa; Chordata; Actinopteri; Cypriniformes; Cyprinidae. The transcript has 12 exons. The record is from RefSeq and is a predicted model, not a curated record. Gene Ontology annotation, cellular component: nucleus. Bases 222 to 1949 code for a protein of 575 amino acids. Gene Ontology annotation, molecular function: DNA binding; zinc ion binding; histone H3K9 methyltransferase activity. Gene Ontology annotation, biological process: heterochromatin organization; negative regulation of gene expression.